AUGGGCCGGAUCUUCUUGGACCACAUCGGGGGCACACGCCUCUUCGCCUGCGCCAACUGUGACACCAUCCUGACAAACCGCUCCGAACGCAUUUCGACCCGCUUCACCGGAGCCACCGACCGAGCCUUCCUCUUCAACAAGUCACCCCGCCAUGACACCAGCCUGCUACCACUGCCAGAAACAUGUUUUCAUGUUGGUGUUUUCACCCCUGGAGUGAAAUAGUCCAAUGAAAACGCCUUUUAUCCUCAACACUCAAACACUCAAACUAAUAACUUUUAUGCCAGGCUCACUAUGCUUAGCUAUGUAUAACACACAAGUGUAAUAACCUCUGCAUUAUUAUUCAUGAUCUGUUAGGCGGUGAACCUGCAGUACAGCGAGGUACAAGACUGCGUGAUGCUGACGGGCAGACACAUGGUGCGAGACGUCAGCUGUAAGAACUGCAACAGCUAGCUGGGCUGGAUCUAUGAGUUUGCCACAGAGGACAGCCAGCGCUACAAGGAGGGCCGCGUCAUCCUGGAGAGGCCACUGGUCAGGGAGAGCGAGGGCUUCGAAGAGCACGUCCCCUCUGACAACUCCUGA
This is a messenger RNA of Coregonus sp. 'balchen', 579 nucleotides long. The record is from the annotation of a GenBank genome assembly. NCBI's taxonomy places the organism in Eukaryota, Metazoa, Chordata, Actinopteri, Salmoniformes, Salmonidae.